Messenger RNA from Nannizzia gypsea CBS 118893, 696 nucleotides. RefSeq lists its product as hypothetical. The coding region runs from base 1 to 696 and encodes 231 amino acids. The transcript is spliced from 2 exons. The record is from RefSeq and is a predicted model, not a curated record. NCBI's taxonomy places the organism in Eukaryota, Fungi, Ascomycota, Eurotiomycetes, Onygenales, Arthrodermataceae.
AUGCUCAAUCAGGGUCUAUACUAUCUCCUACAUGUGCCAUUACUGGGUGCAUUGGCACUGGUCCUGGCAGAUGGCCCUGUGUCCAUCGAACAGAUGGAGGGAUACGGCAGUUUACGAAACUGUGCUCGGAAUGUCUGUUUUGAGGCCUCUCUAGGCGGCAGUCGUAUUGGCUACGAGCUGAGCUGUCCAUCUCCGCUGAUGAAUGACUGCUUCUGUCGCCCGGACUUGCAGGUGUCAGCUACCUCCUAUCUAUCAGCAUGCGUGAACAGCUAUUGCGAGAGUAACAGCAUUGAUGUGACCCGAGCCGUCAAGAUCUACACGGACUACUGUGCGAGUGCAUCCCAAACCCGGAGCUCUUCUAGACAGACAACAACCGAAGAUAACCAAACCCCCACCCACACUGCGCCGACUCGUUCUUCUUCAUGGGAAACACCGGCACCCACUAGCAUGAGUGAGCAAAACACUCCACUAACCACUCCUCCUGCUGAGCCCACGUCAGAGUCCAGUUCAUCCAACAACAACAUGAGCCCGCCCGCAAAGGAGGAAGACAAGCUACGAGGAGGAGAAAUUGCAGGUAUAGUUGUCGGUAUACUUGGCUUCAUCGCAACUGCUGCCGGCGUGUAUUUCUCGUAUAGGAUGCUUAAAAACAAGAAGCAACGCCGUGCAGCUUCUCCGGAGAUGGCUUCGGUUUAUUGA